This is a messenger RNA of Plenodomus lingam JN3, 3249 nucleotides long. RefSeq lists its product as uncharacterized. NCBI's taxonomy places the organism in Eukaryota, Fungi, Ascomycota, Dothideomycetes, Pleosporales, Leptosphaeriaceae. Gene Ontology annotation, molecular function: small GTPase binding; nuclear import signal receptor activity. The record is from RefSeq and is a predicted model, not a curated record. Gene Ontology annotation, cellular component: cytoplasm; nucleus. Gene Ontology annotation, biological process: protein import into nucleus.
AUGGACGAGCAACAGUUUGUGCAGCUGCUCGAGGGCCUUUUGCAGCCUGACACUGAACGGGUCAAGUCUGCGACCUCCACGCUCAACAAACAAUACUACAAUUCUCCAGCCUCUCUGAACGCCCUUCUUCAAAUUCUCUGUGGCCACCCAAAAUCUGAGCUUCGUCAGUUGGCUGCUGUCGAAGCGAGGAAGCUAGUGACAAGGCAUUGGGCCCAUCUGUCUGCCGACCAAAAGAACUCUCUUCGUACCCAAUUGUUCCAGUUCACGCUCAACGAGGAUGUCACCCUUACGCGUCACUCGGCUGCCCGUGUCAUUGCCGCCAUCGCUUCCCAAGACUUCGAGGAUGGCGAAUGGGCGGACCUCCCUGGGCUUCUACACCAGGCUGCGACAAGCCCAACUGCCCGACACCGCGAAGUGGGUACUUACAUCAUCUGGACCACACUAGAGUCCGUUGGCGAUGCGUUCCCGGGCAAGCAGGCCGACUUGUACAAGCUCUUCAGCACCACCAUCCAAGAUCCUGAGAGCGUCGAGGUCAAGAUCAACACUCUGCUCGGUCUCAGCCGCCUUGCAAUGCUCCUGGAGCCUGAUGAGGACCCCAAAGCACUAGCCCUUUUCCAAGAGUCCAUCCCGGGUAUGGUCACUGUCCUCAAGAGCACUGUUGAUGUGGGCGACGAAGACCGCGCCAUGCAGGCUUUCGAAGUCUUCCAGACUCUCCUUGGGUGCGAGUCUGCACUGUUGGCCAAGCAUUUUGGCGACCUUGUCAAGUUCAUGCUUGAGCUUGCUUCCAGCACCAAUGUUGAGGACGACUACCGUUCCCAGGCGCUUGCAUUCUUGAUGCAGUGUGUCCGCUACAGGAAACUCAAAGUCCAGGCUUUGAGGAUAGGUGAGGAAUUGACGCUCAAAGCUCUGCACAUCGUCACUGAGCUCGGCGACCUCUCUAGCGAAGAUGAGGAUGUUACGCCCGCCCGUUCUGCACUCGGCCUACUCGACAUCCUUGCGUCGAGCUUGCCUCCUAGCCAGGUCGUCAUUCCCCUCCUCAAGAACCUUGGCAAUUACUUCUCUUCUCAAAAUCCCGACUACCGCCAGGCUGGUAUCUUGGCUUUGGGCAUGUGUGUUGAGGGAGCCCCAGACUUCAUUGCCACUCAGCUCAAUGAGAUUAUGCCCAUGGUCCUCCACCUGCUCGAGGACCCCGAGCUUAAGGUUCGCGCUGCUGCACUCAACGGUGUUGCCCGCUUGGCCGAUGACUUGGCAGAGGAUGUUGGCAAGGAGCACGCCAGGCUUAUUCCCGCUAUGCUUAAGAACUUUGAUCUCGCCGCAAGCAAUAUUCAGGGUCCAGAUGAUGAGCGCAAUCUGUCCAUCAUCCGCGGUAGCUGUCACGCCAUCGACUCAUUGAUUGAAGGUCUCGAGCCAGAAGAUGCUGGCAAGUAUGUCCCGGAGUUGAUUCCGCGAUUCAGCAAGCUGUUCCACUAUGAUGAUCUCAAGGUCAAGACCGCGGCUAUUGGCGCUGUUGGUUCCAUUGCAUCCGCUGCUGAGAAGGCAUUCCUGCCCUUCUUCGAGCAAACCAUGAGCGAGCUGUCGCAGUAUGUUAGGAUCAAGGACAGCCAAGACGAGUUGGACCUCCGUGGUGUAACGUGUGACUCUAUGGGUAAGAUCGCCUCUGCUGUUGGCCCUCAGCCAUUCGAGCCUUAUGUCCUUCCUCUCAUGGAGGCUUCCGAAGAAGCCCUUCAUCUCGAUCAUCCCCGUCUUCGUGAGACAAGCUACAUUUUGUGGAGCACAAUGGCCAAGGUUUACGAGGAGCAGUUCGCCAAGUACUUGCCUGGCGCCGUCAAGGGUCUGCAAGACUGCCUUGAGCAAGAGGAGACUGGGCUCGAUGUUGAGCUCGGUGAGGAGGCCGCAGAGAUGGCCGGCGGUGAAGUUGUUGUCCAGGGUGGCAAGAUCAAGGUUUCCUCCCACAAUGAUGACGACGAUGACAGCGAUCUGAACGAAGCUGCGAUGGGUGACGAAGAUGAUGACGAUUGGGAUGACCUUGAGGGUGUCUCCGCUGUCGCUAUGGAGAAGGAGAUUGCGGCUGAAGUAUAUGGAGACAUCAUUACUCACACUCGCCGCGAGUACAUUCCUUACUUGGAAACCACUGUGACUAAGUUGCUUGAGCUUGUCGAUCACUCAUAUGAAGGGAUCCGCAAGGCCGCCCUCGGCACUCUAUGGCGCACAUACGCUUGUCUUUUCGGCAUGGCUGAGGGUGACGGCAUGGGCAAGUGGCAGCCUGGCUUGCCUCUCGCAGUUGAGGUUCCAGAUGAGCUGAAGAAGCUGGGCAAUCUUGUCAUGACCGCAACCAUGUCGAUCUGGCAAGACGAGAUGGACCGGGGAACUGUUACUGACAUGAACCGUGAUAUCGCUGCGACCUUGAAGCUCUGCGGUCCCGCUCCACUCAUGACAGAAAAUGGUACUGUUGUGCCCGACCUGUGCCAGCAGCUACUCGCUGUGAUCACUAAGCGUCAUCCUUGCCAGCAGGAUCUAGGUGACGAGGCUGAAGAGGACAUCCUGGAAGAGUCGUCCGAGUACGACUGGCUCGUCAUUGAGACUGCCCUUGAAGUUGUCACUUGCCUUUCCGUCGCUUUGGGUUCUCAGUUCGCCGAGCUCUGGAAAAUGUUUGAGAAGCCAAUUGUCAAGUAUGCUAGUAGCCAGGAGUCUACUGAGCGCAGCGCCGCCGUUGGUACCAUUGCGGAGUGUGUUGGGAACAUGGGUGCUGGUUGCACGCCGUACACUAGUGGACUUUUGAAGCUUCUGCUCCACCGCCUGUCUGACGAAGACCCGGAGACCAAGUCCAAUGCCGUCUAUGGUAUUGGUUUGCUGUGCGAGAUGACAACCAAUGAUGAUGAAAUUCUCAAGUCGCUGCCUGCUAUCUUCUCGAAACUGGAGCCUCUUCUCGACGCACAGGACCAGGCACGUCUGCUGGACAACACAGCUGGAUGCGUGAGCCGCUUCAUCAGCAAGCACCCCAACAAGCUUCCCAUCGCCGAGGUCCUGCCCCGCCUUGUGCAGCUGUUGCCUCUUCGUGAGGACUACGAGGAGAACAAGCCUGUGUUUGGCAUGAUUGUUAAGCUCUACCAGCAAAACGAGCCGACGGUUCAACAACUCACGCCUACAUUGAUGUCAGUCUUUGAAAAGGUGCUUGGUGCGCCCGAGGAGCAGCUCGAGGACGAGACACGGUCGCAGCUGGUGGAACUGGUGCAGUAUUUGCGGAAGUAG